Messenger RNA from Closterium sp. NIES-67, 210 nucleotides. Lineage: Eukaryota; Viridiplantae; Streptophyta; Zygnematophyceae; Desmidiales; Closteriaceae. The record is from the annotation of a GenBank genome assembly.
GCUGAACAUGUGGACAAUUUAUUCCGCCACUGUACCAUCAAAUUCGCGUCGUCGCCGAAGAUUGUCACAAAACCGCCUUUCGAACCCGCUACGGAAGCUACGAAUACCUGGUGAUGCCCUUUGGCCUCACGAACGCGCCCUCGACAUUUCAAAUGACCAUGAACGGCAUUUUCAGGGAACUCUUGGAUAAAUGCGUUAUUAUCUACCUCG